GAAUUUUUGUUUGAUUUCAAUGCAUUUCUUCUGUAAAUCUCCUUGAUUAGCAGAGAAAAAGAACUGUAUUUGUUUCAAUUUCAGAUUCAGAAAAAGAGGAAAAACCCUAGCUAAAUUUUGUGCGAGCAAGUGAAAAAUAUGAAUCAGUAUCAUAUAUAUGAAGCUAUUGGCCGUGGAAAACACUCGACUGUAUAUAAAGGAAGAAAGAAGAAGACAAUCGAGUAUUUUGCGAUUAAAAGUGUGGAUAAAUCUCAGAAAAACAAGGUUCUUCAUGAAGUCAGAAUUCUUCAUUCUCUAGAUCAUGCAAAUGUGUUGAAGUUCUACUCCUGGUAUGAAACAUCUGCACAUCUGUGGUUGGUUUUAGAAUAUUGUGUUGGAGGAAAUCUCAUGAGCUUGCUUCAGCAGGAUGGUAAGCUUCCCGAAGAUUCAAUUCAUGAUCUUGCUUGUGGCCUUGUUAGAGCUCUUCUAUACUUACAUUCAAAGGGAAUAAUUUACUGUGACUUAAAGCCAUCAAACAUCCUAUUGGAUGAAAAUGGAAUCACGAAGCUGUGUGAUUUUGGAUUAGCAAGAAAAUUGAGUGAUUUAUCAAAGACACCUUCCUCCCAGUUACCACAAAUAAAGCGAGGAACCCCAUAUUACAUGGCUCCAGAGCUUUUCCAGGAUGGAGGGGUCCAUUCCUAUGCCUCUGAUUUCUGGGCUCUUGGUUGCGUCUUGUUUGAAUGCUAUGCUGGGAUACCUCCUUUUGUUGGCAAGGAAUUUACCCAGUUAGUGAGAUCAGUCAUUUCUGAUCCAACUCCAGCACUUCCUGGCACCCCAAGCCGCCCCUUGGUCAAUCUGAUUAACUCUCUUCUAAUAAAAGAUCCUUCUGAAAGAAUGCAGUGGGCCGAGCUUGCAGGACAUGCUUUCUGGAAAACAAGAUUUGCUCCAGUGCCUUUACCUCCUCAGCCUGCUUUUGAUAAUAUGAUAGAAAUGUCUUCUAAACAAUGCCUUUCAGAAAGGAACAGUGAAAAGCCUAUACAAAACAAGACCCCACAAAAGACUCGUGAAAAAGAUUCAAAGGUGUCCCUCAAGCAUGAUGAAAAUUCAAAUACUGGAUCCAGAGGUUACGUGACACCAAUUAAAGGAAUAUCCAGUGGCCGGAAAGCUCAAAUGAAGGGUUCUGGCAGGACAACUGAUGACAAGCAGAAAGACACCUCGAGCAAUACUAGAGGUGUCAAUCUAUUACGUCUUUCAAGAAUUGCAAAAUCUAAUUUAAUGAGGGAGAAUGAGAAGGAGAACUACCGCAGGCCAUUGCCUAAUAACUCUGAGAAUGAUGCUGAACUUAAGGUUGAAAAUACUGACAUGGAACUUGACUUUAAUGAGAAUAAUGAGGAUGAUACACAAGAUGAACCUGAUGAAACUGACAGCACUCAGAGUCCUGAGUCAACUACUUCAACUCCAAAUCUGACAGAGGGUAAUGUGGAAGAGAUGGAUAUUGAUAGCAGACAUCCAGAUACACCAGCGGUGGUUAAUACGCCUUGCUCAGAUUAUUCAAGGACAUCUGACCAUGAACAGUCUUCUAAAUAUGAAGUGGCUGCUAUGCUACCUAACGAUAGCCCUCAGCUAAAGACUCCUGUGAUUAAAGAGAAUUCUGCGAAUGACUCUGAUAUCUCAAAACCAUCUACGAACCUUUCAGAUAUUCUUUGGCAUCCAUCUGAUCUCUCGGUCAGACCUGUAAUGCCUAGCAGAAAAUCAGAUAAAGGUUCAGAUGCAAUUCCUUCACUUUCAUUCGAUGCACCUCAACUGUCUGAUUUUGUCAAAAUGUCAAAGGAGCAAUUAGACUCUUUUAAUAGUAGAAUCAUCAGUAUUGUUAGUGGGAAUACUCCCUCAGGGGAGAAGCAAAAUGUGAUCAGAUACCUUGAGCUUUUGAGCAGCAAUGCUGAUGCAGCCAACAUCUUGACCAAUGGGUCUAUUAUGUUGGUUCUAGUCAAAAUGCUUCGUCACUCCAAGGUUACUCUGUUGCGUGCUCAACUUGCUUCACUUAUUGGUUUGUUGAUUCGUCACUCCACUUUUAUUGGGGAUGAGCUGGCAAAUUCUGGAAUAUUAGGUGCACUAACUGAUGGUCUGAGAGACAGGCAAGAGAAAGUGAGAAGGUUUUCCAUGGCUGCUUUGGGUGAAUUACUAUUUUAUAUAUCUACUCAAAAUGAGCAUGCUCGGGAUAACAAACCAAUGGAAUCUCCAUCUAAGGACAGCCGACCCUCAUCCUGUUGGCAGGUUACAAAUCCAAUAAUUUCAUUGGUUUCAUCACUUUUACGAAACGGAGAGGAUGAUAUUACUCAACUUUAUGCUCUGAGGACAAUUGAAAAUAUCUCCAGUCAAGGAGGGUACUGGUCUGCUCGUUUCACCAGCCAAGAUGUCAUUACUAACCUCUGCUACAUAUUUAGGGCUCCUGGAAAGCAGGAGAGCAUGAGGCUGACAGCAGGGUCUUGCUUGGCUCGUCUUGUUCGUUUUAGCCCUUCUAGUAUUCAACGAGUCAUGGAAAAACUUUCAUUCAAGGAUAUGGUUUCAAGCCUGGUCAAGCGUAAUCCACGAGAGCAACAAAUCUGCUUAAACGUUCUGAACAUGACCCUCCUUGAAAGUCAUACACUUCCAAGUGUUGGAAGGUACCUUCUUGCCUUGGUCGAAGACAAGAAUCUUGUUCUGAAUCUUGUGACUCUAAUUGAGCAGGGAAGUGAAGUUUUGAAGGGAAAGGCACUCAUAUUUGUGGCUCUACUUUGUAUGAAUGGGAAGAGGUGGCUGCCACUAUUUUUUUGCAAUGCUAAACUGCUCUCAACCGUUGAUAGGUUGGUUAAGGAGAAGGAUGACUUUGUGAAGCAGUGUUUAGAUGCACUUGGGAUGGUUGUCGCAUCAACUGUACCAAGUUUGCUUGAGUGUAUAUCUGGGGACAUUCAGCAACUGAAGGGUGGUAAACGCCGUGGGCAGAUAAUUAGUGUCACAAGUCGAAAUUCUUCUAAGAACAGUAUGCAUUUAUUUCCUGUUGUUCUCCAUCUUCUUGGGUGCGCUUCACUGAAAAGAAGGGUUGCUAGUCAUCAGGUUCUGCAACAGUUGGCAAAUCUACUUAAACUGGUGGAGUCUCCUUUCCAGGGUAGAGAUGAUUUUCAGAUAACACUUUUACGUGUUCUUGAGUCUAUAGCAGAGGAGAUGUCUCUGGUUCAAGAAAGUUCUAGUAUUUUUGUUAGCCAGAUUCUACCUAGUUUAUCUGUUGUUUACAAAGGGAAUAAAGAUGGAGAUGCCAGAUUCUUGUGCCUGAAGAUUUUGUUUGAUGUGAUGGUCAUUUUACUGGAUGAAACAUCUGAAAAUGAACAGAAGCCGGAGAAUUUGAAGUCCAUAUCUAAUUCUUACUUCCUCCCUCUCUACCCCUCUUUGAUUGAGGAUGAGGACCCAAUACCUGCGUAUGCUCAGAAACUUCUUGUGAUGCUCAUUGAGUAUAACCAUAUAAAAAUUGCAGACAUUGUCCACAUGAAGAUUAUCUCCCAGUGCUUUGAAUUUCUCCUUGGUGAUUUCUCAACUGCAAAUGUCAACAAUGUACUGCUCUGCUUGGCUCUUACAUCUGCUCCAGAGCUGGAAACCAAAUCUCUCUCCCAACUAAAAGUUGUCAGAAAGAUCGGAAGCCUUUUGGAAUUUGUAUAUGCUAAGGAGAUGGAAGAUUUCAUUGAACCUACGCUUCGUUUGUGUAGGGCUUUCCUUUUACGCUCAGUAGGCAGUGUGAGAGGCUCUAGGUUUGCAAAAGAACCUGUUCGUCUAUUUGAAAAUUCCUCUGAUGGAGCUAGUGCCUUUGAUCAAAAUGAAUGCAUCAGAGAUAUUAUGGACUUUGGUGAAAAUGUUGGGGUCUUAUUAGAACUCACCCAUUUGAAUGAGAUUAAUGUUGCAGAUUUAGCUUCUGAAUGCUUAAUUUUAUUGCUCAAGGCAGCUCCGAGGGAAGCUACCACUGGAUUCCUGACAAAUCUUCCCAAAGUCAGUCUCAUCCUUGAGUCAUGGAGACAAAGCACAUCUCACUUGCUGUUGCAACGGAUUCUGAUUGCACUUGGUUAUUCUUGUAGACAGUACCUGUCACAUGCAAUGAUAUUGUCAAUAAGUUUGCCUGAGAUAUCAAAAAUCGAAGGAAUUGUUUCUCAGGUCAAAAGCUCCACAAUACCAUCUCUCGUUGAUUCUGCUUCUCGUGCAGCAUUGGAGCUUCAGAGACUGCCUCGUUGCAUUUGAGUUU
This is a messenger RNA of Solanum verrucosum, 4243 nucleotides long. RefSeq names its product serine/threonine-protein kinase RUNKEL. NCBI's taxonomy places the organism in Eukaryota, Viridiplantae, Streptophyta, Magnoliopsida, Solanales, Solanaceae. Gene Ontology annotation, biological process: protein phosphorylation; phragmoplast assembly; cytokinesis by cell plate formation. The transcript is spliced from 10 exons. The coding region runs from base 139 to 4239 and encodes 1366 amino acids. Gene Ontology annotation, molecular function: ATP binding; protein kinase activity; microtubule binding. The record is from RefSeq and is a predicted model, not a curated record.